UCUCAUUGGGCUUAUUUUGGGUGAGUUUUAGUCGAAUGAACCAUAGACGUAUAUUGGCUGAGACAAUCGGAUUUACGCCGUAAGAGAAGCUUCUUUGAAGUAUUUUUUUCUUUUAUCAUCUUCAGUUUCAAGACUAGAAAUUGUUCGAAACUUUGCUACACACAUGGGAUUUCCCCAGAAAAUAAAACUUUAAAGGAGGUCGACAUUGAUUUGGAAUGAAAAACGUCUACAUGCAGAAAAAUGGUGCUUUCAAAGAUGCGAUGUCGAGAGGACCAUCCCAAGUCUGUCCUUCCUAUUUUCAGGUGCAAAAGACUAAAUGUGCCUAUGGAUGAUUGCAAAAUUCAAAACAACUCGCAGGUGGCAAAAGUGAUUCAAAGGACAAACCUAGUGCCACCUAAUAAACGCUCUUUUUGUGUGGACACUAAAGAGCAUUACAUGGUUUGGUUUCCUCCUGUAAACACUUUUAGCGAUGAUGGAGGGCUCACCAAUAUGGACCGCAGGACCCCUUUGGUUACUGAUCAGUCAGUCACUCGGAAGUUUGGUCUAGAAGUUCUGAAUAAGGAGGGAAAAUCGGUGGAUGAUGUUGAAAUACAGUGUUGGUUAGUUCGUGUAAAGAGAAGGUACCGAGUGGAGGUACCGAGUUACCGGCGGCCAAAUUCAGAAACAGGGGGAGAUGAUGGAAACAUGGAAGUUAUCCGUACCACACUGUUGAAAGUUACUGCCCACUGCCAGUACCGCAUUCAAAUACCUGGGCAAGAAGCUGUGAUCCAUCCAUCAACUGACGAUAUUCUGAAGUACGGUGAUGGCUCAUCAAAACUAAAGCACUCGGCAAGUCACGACUCUGGCUAUGACACAGACAGUCCAACUUCGCUAGGCGCAGGAAUUGGAGACGGCUCAAUUUUUUUAGGGCAGAUUAAAGAAGCAGGUGACAGUGAGGAUUGGACAAUGUCACGUGCCGACCAGGGACCUGAUACAACCGAUGUGAUGUCGAGUGGUUCAGAGAUCGAGGAGACCCCAAACAAAUCCGGAGGCAUUGAGAAGCGAUCUGCUGAAGCAGAGGCAGGGGAGAAUCAAGAAACAGUAUUGGUGGGAGCCCCGGAGCCGGAGCUUGCUGUCACUGAGGAUACACAGAAUAAACCUGGCGACAUCAUUGAGAAUGAAAGUGUCCGACCUAGUGCUGAUGGAGCUGUUGGGUUUCUUGGUGACAACGCAGAGAUAGUCCGAGUUCAGGAAUACAUUCGAGAAGAAUUUGACAAAGCAGAAAUGGUUGAUCAACUGGUGCGUGGUGAGUUAGUCCCCGAGAUGAGUGGGCAUCUGGUACCGGUUGAAUCGGGUGAAAAAGAUGUCGAUGUGACUGACAAGAAUGAAAUGCUGAAGAAGGAAAGUUCACCAGACGAAGGGAUUGAGACUCUGUCUGUAUCUGAUGAAAGAAGUGACUUUGAAAAAUAUGACUGCUGUGAUGUACUGUUUGUAAUAUGGAAUGACGAAACUAUAGACUGUCCAGCUGUGUUUGAAUAUUUUAAGGAAUUCUACGAACACUUCUCCAAAGGAAAAAACUUUGUCAUAAAGACCAUCGGUGACUACCAUCCAUAUGGUGUUGACGCUCGAUUUGAAGCUAUACAAAGAGCAAGCAAGAUCAUAGUCUACAUUGCUCCUGAGUGUCCCAAUCCCAAGUGUCCACACUGUCGCGAGCCGCCUAACUGGGAGAAAUUGAUUCAUGAGCUCAUACUGGACGUUGGUGACAGGAAAGAUCAACACGUCAUCUUGACUGUGUCACCAAAAUCUGUAAAUUCGAAGAAAUUUUUCGAACUUUGCCCAUAUUCCAUCCAUCAUGCCACUCAUCUCUCUCGAGAUGCAUGUGAACUUCUGAAGGAAGAACAUGUAGAAAAAGUAGUUAAGAAGCGGAAAGAGACUGGUAAAUUUGCCCGUCAACAUGAGGAAAAACGGGAGAGAGAGCGUAAUGAAUCGCCGAGGUCAUCUUCCGAUGAAACAAACAGUUCUCCAGAUUCUGUGAUUGAGGACCGCAACUUAACGCACAGUUCUCCAGAAUCUGUGAUUAAGGACCUCAACUUAAUGAACUGUUCUCCAGAUUCUGUGAGUGAGGACCGCAACUCAACCACCAGUUCUCCAGAUCCCGUGAUUGAGUCCUUCAACUCCGACAUAAAUGAAAGAAUGGAUGUUCUUAUUCUGUGCCAUGAUGAGGAUGUUGGUUUAACUCGUCAACUUCAGUCAAAGAUUAAGGAGGGUGACAAGACUCUGAAAAUUGGCACACAGGAGAAGUUCCAUCACCAUGGUCUCGACAUGAGACAAGGGGCCAUCAAGAAUUCAAACUAUGUUAUCAUAUAUGCCUCGCGUCGCUACGCUGGGGAUGAAAGUAUGACCAAAGCUUUGGAUUGGGAAAAGGCUGUUAAUGACAUACAGGAUAAAUUGGUGGUUGUCGUUCCAAAAGGGACAAACCAGGAUGAAUACGAUGAUUACCAAAUGAACCUCAAAUUAGUCUGUGCAGUAGCCACUUAUUUUGAGGACAAGGAAAUGGACAUGCAACCUUUGAUCAAAUGGUUGUGUUCCCCAAGCAAUCAAGCCAAAUCCUCAUCUCAUGGUUACCAGUAGUUCUAUAGGAAACUUUAUAUAAGUUCAUUUCAACUGUGUUCUAGAGCAAGAGUUAACUAAUACCUCUGGUUCGGUAUCAAUUAGAAAAUCAUGUAGAUGUAUAAAUUAUUCAUGUGCUGUCUGUUAAUUCUGCUUACACUGAGGCAUACCAACCAAGGCUUUUCGCUAAACUUGAGAAUAAAGUUAUGAGAUUACUAAUACAUGUAGUAAGUUCAUUUGGCCUGA
Lineus longissimus is the source of this 2835-nucleotide messenger RNA. RefSeq lists its product as uncharacterized. The coding region runs from base 241 to 2610 and encodes 789 amino acids. The record is from RefSeq and is a predicted model, not a curated record. NCBI's taxonomy places the organism in Eukaryota, Metazoa, Nemertea, Pilidiophora, Heteronemertea, Lineidae. The transcript is spliced from 10 exons.